Strongyloides ratti is the source of this 585-nucleotide messenger RNA. RefSeq names its product Alpha/beta hydrolase fold-3 domain-containing protein. Gene Ontology annotation, molecular function: hydrolase activity. The record is from RefSeq and is a predicted model, not a curated record. The coding region runs from base 1 to 585 and encodes 194 amino acids. The transcript has a single exon. NCBI's taxonomy places the organism in Eukaryota, Metazoa, Nematoda, Chromadorea, Rhabditida, Strongyloididae.
AUGACAGCUGUUAUUACACAAAGAGCAGCCAAAGAAAUGGAGUAUAGAAAUUUUAUCAAAGGCCAUGUUUUAAUAUAUCCUUAUUUAGGAUCAUGGGAUUUUAAUAGUGAAUCAUUUAGAAAUUAUAAUAAAUAUCCAUUAUUUUCUGUUCUUUCUCCAAAAUUAAUGGCAGAAUUUAUAUUAAUUUAUUUGGGAAAAAAUGCUAAUAAUGAAAAUGUAAAAAUGAUUCUUGAAUCAGAUAUGUUAACUGGUAAUUUUGGAGUCAAUAAUGAAUUUAAAGAAAUCCUCUCAAAUAUAGAUAUUUCCCCAAUUUUAGCUAAUGAAAAUAUUUUAAAAUUUUUACCAAAAAGUUUUACAAUAAUAGCUAAUUACGAUGUCUUAAAAGAUCAAGGUGUAUUAUAUCAUGAGAAACUUAAAAAUAGUAAAGAUAAAAAUAGUAAUGAUAAUGACAUCAUUAAAAAUUUUCAUUCAAUAGAAAUUUUUGAAAAUCUAACACAUGGUGAAAUAAAUAUCUCAAAAACUGCUAGUAAAGAAGUUGCAACUUCAAUUUGUAAUUGGUUAAUUGAAAAUAAUUUUGCUAGUUAA